Dromiciops gliroides (monito del monte) is the source of this 860-nucleotide messenger RNA. Its product is annotated as corepressor interacting with RBPJ 1-like. The record is from RefSeq and is a predicted model, not a curated record. NCBI's taxonomy places the organism in Eukaryota, Metazoa, Chordata, Mammalia, Microbiotheria, Microbiotheriidae. The coding region runs from base 1 to 738 and encodes 245 amino acids. The transcript has 3 exons.
AUGUCAGGAAAAAGCUGUCUAAUGAUUAGAGCUAUCCGAAAGGAGAAUGGGUUGCCCGAAGAGCUGGCGGAGUCCUCCUCCUUGGAGGUUCUCAAGCAGAUGUUAUCUGGCCACUUGCCAAGUAUGUUCUGGGAUUUCCGCGCUUGCGCACUCUCUUCUCCCCCUCCCCCCCUCCCGCGCGCUCUUCAGUUCCCUCCUCUCGGGGCCGCGCCUUCCUCUCCAGGGCCACCGCCGCCGCCGCAGUGUGUGGUAUUUAGCGGGAACGCGCGGCAGACUCGAGCACGAGCGAAGCGGCGGCGGCUGAGGCAGCAGAGGGAGCCGCGACGGCGGCGGCGGUUGCAGGGCGCGUUCUCGAGAGGCAGCGGCAGCGGCAGCAGCAGCAGCAACAGCAGCAGCAGCAGCAGCAGCAGCAGCAGCAGCAGCAGCAGCAGCAGCAGCGUGUCUCGUCGGGCGGCGCCGCGGCCUCUGUGUGAGGGGGAGGCGGAGGUGGCGGCGGCGGUGGCGGGGGCUGGAGGUAGCGGCGGUGAGGUGGAGGAGGAGGAGGAAGAAGAAACGGAGAAAGCCGCGCGUUUGAGACGGAGCGAGAAACGGGGCCCCGGUCGCGCUCUCCGCCCACCGGAACAGUGGAGUGAUUACAUUUGGACUCAACAUUCCAGUCUAAGGAGUGCUUAUAGAAGAAGUGAAAAUGGCACUAAGGAGAACAAUAUGAGAAAAGCAGUUAGACUACAACAAAUAUAAACAGAGAAGAGGUCUGUGCCGAAGUUAUCACAGUAUUAUUGAUGGAUUCAUUUUCAAGGUAUCUGAAGGAAGAGGAGAUACCAGAGGCAAGCAAAAAAUACCCUCAGACCUUAUUUUUAUCA